AUGAACCAAUCUAGCUAUAGUAUGAAGAUUGAAUUUGGCAGUCUAGUUCGAGGGAGUGAUAAAGAUAAAGAGGGUCAAAAUUAUCAAUCUGAAAUUAAGUCCAUGAUGUAUGCUUGUGGUGACGUUAGAAACCCUAAUAAGGCGUCUAGUAUUUAUUUAGAGCAGAUUGUGUAUGCACAUAUCAAAACACUUUUAGAUAAGAGCUACGAGAUAUCACGGCUACGAGGAAGUAAGCAGGUGGGUAUAGAGGAUAUUGUCUUUGUGCUACGCCGCAACCCAUGCCGAGUUAAGAAGCUAUCAAAUUACAUUGUUUUCAAAGACGUACGUAAUCGUGUUAACAAGGAAGUGGUUGCUUUGAAUGCCGCUAAAGAGGCCAAAUUAAGCUAUAGCUGGCUGCCCCGGAAUAUUUAUGAUAAGGCCAACGAACUAAAAGACCGACUCUAUGCCAUUGAUCGGAUGACUGAAAACAUGUCCAAAGAAGAGUAUUUAGACUUCACUGAAUGUCGCCAGGCUUCGUUUACCUUUCGCAAGAUCAAGCGGUUUAAGGACUUUUUGGGGACAGAUUAUAAGCUAAAAGACGAAGUGGUAGAUAUCCUGGGCUUUGUUGCCUGUGAGGUUAUCUUUGAUAUUGUCAGUAUAGCGAGUGAGAUCAGUGCUCGCAAGAACAAAGGCCAGAGUGAGCAAGCCCCGGUUGAAGGAAUGUUCAAAGAGAAGUCCAUGAAAGUCCCUAUCACUAUCCCGGACAUUGACGAGGCCUGUCGCCUGCUCAAAGAACAAGGAGUGAUCUACUAG
Nematocida homosporus is the source of this 792-nucleotide messenger RNA. RefSeq names its product transcription initiation protein SPT3. Bases 1 to 792 code for a protein of 263 amino acids. Gene Ontology annotation, biological process: transcription by RNA polymerase II. The record is from RefSeq and is a predicted model, not a curated record. Lineage: Eukaryota; Fungi; Microsporidia. The transcript has a single exon. Gene Ontology annotation, molecular function: protein heterodimerization activity.